Messenger RNA from Copidosoma floridanum, 2716 nucleotides. RefSeq names its product N-acetylglucosamine-1-phosphate transferase subunits alpha and beta (gene Gnptab). Gene Ontology annotation, molecular function: UDP-N-acetylglucosamine-lysosomal-enzyme N-acetylglucosaminephosphotransferase activity. The record is from RefSeq and is a predicted model, not a curated record. Gene Ontology annotation, cellular component: Golgi apparatus. Gene Ontology annotation, biological process: carbohydrate phosphorylation; N-glycan processing to lysosome. Lineage: Eukaryota; Metazoa; Arthropoda; Insecta; Hymenoptera; Encyrtidae.
AAAUACAUUGAAUGUCGCACCGGAGGGGGUGCGCGCACAAAUUCACAAUAUUUACUUUAAUUAUACUAAUAACUUUCGUGGUUAAAAAGAAAUAAAAAAUAAGUAUGUCAUUUGCAAAUGCAACAAGCAAAAAAUGCAGAUUUAGCGAAAAAGCCGCAGCUGGUUUCGACUUCCUCAAAAUGACCUCGAUGUUCCAUAACUUUGGUGCUUUUACAGCAAGCGUCCAAAGGCGCUAAUGACGAUCGACAACAAAAAACGAUGGUGAAGGUGAAGGAUGUCAAAGGUAAUUGUGAUAAGUUGAUAUGCAGUACGCGAUGAGUGCUUGGAAACUCAUGCAACGGAGAUGCUACGAUUUUCUGUCCCAUCGCUACUCCCUCCUCGUCAUCUUCGUGACGCUUACCUGCAUCUUUGUCGGUGUCGUUCACUUUGGCGAGGUAUGGAUAGCAUGGAGCAAAGAAAAGUACAAGGCAGUAUUUCAUUCUUUUAAUGACAAUAUUCUUGGCAUAUCAUUUCAAAGACAAUUGUGUCAACACGUUCCCAUCGAUGUAGUCUAUACCUGGGUCAAUGGAUCUGAUCCGCUGUUCCUUGAUGAUUUACAAUUAUACGUUCCAGUAACAAGUGCUAAUAGUGCAGCUUCUAGAUUUAGCGAUAAAGACGAACUAAGGUAUUCACUUAGAUCAUUAGAAAUGUAUGCACCAUGGGUGAGAAAAGUGUAUGUAGUUACUAAUGGACAAAUUCCAAGUUGGCUCGAUAUGGACAAUCCAAAAGUUUCGCUCAUAUCGCACGAAGACAUUUUUACAAACUUGAGUCAUUUGCCUACCUUUUCUAGUCCAGCCAUUGAAAGCCACAUUCACAGAAUUCCUGGAUUGUCUGAAAAUUUUUUAUACUUGAAUGACGAUGUCAUGCUGGGUGCUACUGUUUGGCCCGAAGAUUUUAUAUCUCAUGCCAGUGGGCAAAAAGUUUUUUUAGCUUGGUGGGUUCCUGAUUGUUCAGAUGUUUGUCCCUGGACAUGGGUCCGAGAUGGAGCUUGUGAUCCAACUUGUAAUACGACAUUGUGUGAAUUUGAUGGUGGUGACUGUGAUAUUUCUGCUAUGGAUGAUGCAGAUAUAGAAAUUGAUGAAAUAGAAAGUGAUUACCCUUACGGAUUUUUACGAGAACCAAAGGCUAAAGAGAAUGAAGCUGUAGGACUUUUAGAAAAAAAAAAGAUGGAAAAUUAUUUUGACGCGAAUGAUAGCACAAAUUCAAUUCAUGUGCGCACUUUACUUUCCCACUCUAAUUCAUGGGAAGUAAAUUCAAGCAAUCUUUCUAUAAAUCAUUAUUCUUCAAGUAAUUUAUCAAAUCAUGUAUAUAGAGUAGAUAAAAAGAAUGCUCUCAAACUUUUUGUAAAUGACGAUAUCAUCAAUUUAGUACACGUAAAUGAGACAUCUAGGAAUAAUAAGUUAGAGUAUGCAGAUCGUCAAAAGAAAAAAUCGAAAGGACUUGAUACAUACGCCGAAUCGUUGCUUUAUGUUAACAAAAUUUACAAUAAAGCUUACGGCUUUGAGCGACGCAAAGUACCGGCUCAUAUGCCGCAUUUAUUAAACCGAACAGUUAUUGCAGAAAUGCAAGAAAAGUUUGCAUUAGAAUUUGAUAAGACGUCAAGCCACCGGGUAAGAGAUCCCGAAGAUAUGCAAUUUGCUUUUUCAUAUUUUUAUUUUUUAAUCAGUGAAAAACAUUCGGUACAUGCGGAAGAAAUAUUUGAUACGUUUGACACCGACAAGUCUCGGACUUGGUCAGAUCGAGAAAUACGAACGUUAUUAACGAGAAUGUAUCCGUUACCUCUUGAUUAUAGUUUAGUGGUCGAUUUUGAAAAUGCUAUAAUUAACUGCUCCCGACAUAUUGAUUUGAGAAGCGUUUCAACGCAACAACCUCCACCUUCUGGAGAAAGGUAUUUGGAUUCUACUUUGCCGAUCGUUCGUCGAGAACUAAUUCUCAAAUGCGAUGCAAUCAUCAAUAGAAUUCGCUCUAAAUUCGGCCAACGAAAUAAAUACCUUCAUAAAGUUAUCAAUGCCGGUAAAGAUGAAACUUUUGAAAUGCUCACCAGCAACGUAUCAACUACAGUGAAAGUAUUUGACCGAAUACGCAGCAAUCCUAAAAAAUUUAUUUGCCUGAACGACGAUAUGGAUCCAUUGCGACGUUCCGAAAAUGAAGUAGUUCGAGCUCUUCUAAAUGAUUUUUACCGCUCCCUCUACCCGAUCAAAAGUAGUUUCGAAUUGCCAUAUCAGUAUCGAAAUCGUUUUACGCAUCGACACGAAUUACUCGAAUGGCGAGCAGGCCGCAUCAGAGCCAGAAACGCCAUGUUACUUUUAAUAAUAUUGUUACUUUCUUUUACCUUUUAUCACGCAUUUCGCCACAAAAUACGAAGGCUCUGUCCUAUUCGGACGCUACCCACACUGAUGGUUUAAUUUAAUUGAGCCAACGUAUUCAUCAUUUUCUAGUCAAAGACAGUGUACAUACAUUCACACAUAUAUAUAUAUACAUAAUGAAGUUUCAUGACUAAAUGUUUGUAAAAUUGUGUACAAAAGAAAUCGAGAGAACAUAAUCAUUUUAUUGCAUCAUUGUAUUUAUAUACUUAAAGUAAUUACGAUCUUUCAAUAAAUACGUAUUUUAUGAACAACGUGAUAAAUAACAGUCUCGGAACAAAUGUAAAUGAUAAAUAUUAAUGUUGGUAAAAAUU